Daucus carota subsp. sativus is the source of this 1051-nucleotide messenger RNA. RefSeq lists its product as uncharacterized. NCBI's taxonomy places the organism in Eukaryota, Viridiplantae, Streptophyta, Magnoliopsida, Apiales, Apiaceae. The record is from RefSeq and is a predicted model, not a curated record. Gene Ontology annotation, molecular function: growth factor activity. The transcript is spliced from 5 exons. The coding region runs from base 317 to 760 and encodes 147 amino acids. Gene Ontology annotation, biological process: positive regulation of gene expression; positive regulation of cell population proliferation; cell differentiation.
UUGAAGAAACCUAGCUACAAGUAUCUGUGACUCAUAUGCCUAAUUUAAUUGUUUUUGCAGUUGGAGUAGACAAGUUGUGAAUAAAGUAUCUUUGUAAUCUUGACUACUUUCAGUAUCCCUAGCUUCUGCAUCUACCAAUGAGCCCAACCUUUUUUGUUUAUACUAAUCCAGGUGUUGAAAACCCUAGCUUUGACCCGUGUUUCAACUCUAUAAAACCAGCUACACGCAUUCUGUUUUUUCUCUUCAAGUUGUUGAACAAAAUAAGAUAACACAUAUAUAUCUCGCUUAUAAAGCAAUUGCAACUCAAUUGAUCAAGAUGGCACUCAUUAAGCUUGUAGGGUUACUAUUGAUGAGUCUUCUUUUUGUUUCCUUAAGGGGCUCUUCUGCAAAUGUUCAUCUAGGGAGGAAGAUGAAAAGUGAUAAGCUGAUGGCAAGCAAAGAAAAAUAUACGCCUGAAAUGGGAAUACCUGCACAAGAUUCUCUUGAUGCUCAUGUUGAGGAAGAAGGAGAUGAAGCAAGAAAAAUGGUGAACAAGGAAGAUAUUGAUAAUGAAGUGGAAUCAUCUAAGAAGCUGAAAUCAUCAGAUAAGUAUGCAUCACAAGAGUCUCUAGGAGGACACCAGCAUCACGUGAACAAUCAGGGACUUAACGAAGAAGAGUUGGAGGCAGCUGAACGGGAGGUGAUGGAGCUGAUGCGCAGGGAUUACAGAAGCAAGCCUCGUCGAAAGCCACCAAUUAAUAACAACAAGCCGAAUAAUUAAGCAGCGAAGAUGAUGAAAAAUUCGAUCCAUGCAAAAGCCCGAGUUGGUAUAAUUUAGGCUCACAAUUUUGCCCCCGACUAGUAAUACCAGUGAAGUCUACUAAUUACACUAACACAGUAUAUUAAUAUGUAUACUUGCUCGCAGCAGCUAGCUAGCUAGAUCUUAAUGUUUAGCUACAUUUUAGUAAUUUCAUUUUUUUUUCCCCCUUUUACGACAGUUUGUUAAUGUAAUAUCAGGAUGUAUGGAUCGAGUAGACAGAUAGAUAUGAAAUUUCGUUAGUUCUUUGUACAA